CACAAAAAAAGUUCGAGAAGUUUCUCUCAAACCCGUGUUGUAUUGUAUCGGGGAGCAAGCAACAACAAUAGCAUCAUCAACAACAGUAGCUGGAGUCUUGUGAUAUAAUUGAAUAACAUUGACUAGCAGCAGGAAUUAUGCAUUUUCUUUCAUGCAAAAAACAUGUCCUGUUCCUCUGGUUGUCGACGACAGUAGUGCCGACGACGGCGUUUUUGCCAACGCAGAAGUUGGUCGUCCAAACGCCUACUGCCUUCGCAGAUCAAUCUGAAACAUGGACUCGUUUGAACAUGGCUUUUGAAUCGAAAGACGGUAGCAACAUGUACGAUGGUCCUCUCGCCCUCACCAAGGAACGCGACGCCUGUGGUGUUGGUUUCGUCGCUAAUACGAACGAGGGUAAGUUAUGUAGCAUUGAACUAUUACGAUAGAUCUUGCUUCUAGCGUUCAAAUGAGAAUGAUCAGUCAGUGCCCAUAGCGGGAACUGUAGAGACCGUACAAUUAUGUUCCUCGUAUUUGGCGCGAUUUCCCCUUCGAAGUUUGUUCAUGUUUUCUUAUCUUCGCCACAUCUUGAAACUUUAUUCCACGGACAGAAUUUGGUACGCACAAGGUCGUCCAACAAGGUCUCUCUGCCCUCACCUGCAUGGAGCACAGAGGUGGAUGCGGAGGAGACUCUAUUUCUGGAGAUGGUGCUGGAAUCAUGACCGAAAUCCCAUGGAAACUUCUUGAUGAGUUCCGUUCGGACAGCUGCCCUCGACCCGGUGUUGGUCAGAUUUUCCUACCACGUGACGAGAAACGUCGCGAUGAUGUGAAGGCUGUUAUUGAAAAAGUGUGCAAAGACAAUGAACUUGGUUGGUUAGGAUGGAGAGAGGUUCCUACCGACCCAUCCGUCCUAGGACCCUUGGCCCUAGCUAGUAUGCCAAGUGUCUGGCAAUUCAUUGUGAAGGCUCCAGAACGCCUUAGCGACGGUGAUGACGAAGCACGCGACGGCUUCGAACGCACUCUAUAUUUGGUGAGACGACGAAUUGCGGUCGAGUUGAAGAAAGCUGGAUUGGAAUGGGAUGACGACGAUGGUGUUGUCUACAUUCCCUCCUUCAGUUCACGAACCAUCGUUUACAAGGGCAUGGUUCAGUCGGAGGUUUUGUCUCAAUUCUAUUUAGAUUUGCAGAAUCCUGACUACACCUCUAGAUUUUGCAUCUACCACCGUCGGUUCUCAACCAAUACCACGCCGAAGUGGCCUCUCGCUCAACCGAUGCGUACAGUUGGACACAAUGGAGAAAUCAACACCUUAUUGGGAAAUGUCAACUGGGUCAAGGCCAGAGAAAAAUCUAAAUCCAUUGAACUCGGUGACAUGGUCGACUGCGAUUCUUCUGAUAAUAUUGUGACGAUGUGCAAUACUCAGGAUAAUCCUUCUGUGCUCGAACCUGUUGUUAGUUUGGAUCGUUCCGAUUCUGCUAACCUUGAUGGUGUUUUCGAGCUUAUGUGCAAGUCCCGUCACACUGCACCAUGUGCUCUGAUGGCAAUGGUCCCAACGGCUUACAUGGAGAAUCCUGACUUGAAGAAUAAUCCUGAAAUCACGGACUUCUACAAGUUCCAUGGAGGUCUCUUGGAAGCCUGGGACGGUCCAGCUCUUUUGGUAUACUCUGACGGAAAAUCGAUCGGAGCUUCAUUGGACAGAAAUGGUUUGCGACCCGCCCGCUUCUCUAUUACGAAGGAUGGAUCCGUCUUCAUGAUGAGUGAAACUGGUGUCAUCCCUGACCUUGACGAAGGCGAAAUUGUCGAGAAGGGACGUUUGGGACCUGGCCAAAUGAUCAAUGUCGAUUUGAUGUCUGGUGAAUUUAAGGACAACAUUGCAAUCAAAAGUGAAAUCGCGAAACGUAAGUCAAUCAUAAAACGGGGAUUGUCUAGUGUGGAGUUUGAGUCUUCUUCCGUCAAAUGAAAUUGUAAUGAAUCUCACACUUUUUCCUCUGAUGUUUUUCAGGUCAUCCUUAUGGUGAAUGGAUCGAGAAGCAAAGAAAAGAUGUCACGAAGAUGCCAGCUGUUGACGAGCGCAUGUUCGAUGACGAUACCGCUACAUUCGCGCAAGCAAGUUUCGGUUGGGGACUAGAAGAUAUUGGUAUGCAAAUUCAGGAUAUGGCAGGAGCUGCGAAGGAAACCACAUAUUCCAUGGGAGAUGACGCACCUAUUGCUGCUCUUUCCGAACGUCCUCACGGCUUGUACAACUACUUCAAACAACGAUUUGCUCAAGUGACCAAUCCUCCAAUUGAUCCUCUUCGUGAAGGUGUUGUUAUGUCACUUGGUAUGACUCUAGGGAAAAAAGAAAGCAUMUACAAGGUGUCUGAAUCAGGUGCUCGUCUUAUUUAUCUUGAAUCGCCUGUAUUGAAUAGUGUUGAAAUGGAAAAAAUUGCCGAUUUGGCACAAGAUGAUCAAGGCGGCUUCAAGCAAAAGUCUUUGUCUACUCGAUACGCCCUUGCCGACGGUCCCAGUGGGAUCAAGACUGCACUUGAUGCUCUGUGCGAUGCUGCCGUUGAGCAAGUCAAGGCUGGCGUUGAAGUCUUGAUUCUCAGCGACAAGGCCGAUGGUCAAACAGAGUUGGACGAAACAACCUACAUUCCGCCACUCUUGGCUGUGGGAGCCGUCCAUCACAGACUUAUCGACGAGGGCCUUCGAAUGGACACCGGUCUCGUUGUGGAGACCGGUGGGGCCUGGUCCACUCAUCACUUCGCCUGUCUUGUUGGUUAUGGUGCCAAUGCCGUUCACCCAUACCUUGCUCUUGAGACUGUAAAACAAUGGCACGGUCAAUCGAGAACCCAGAAAAUGAUGGAUAGUGGAAAAUUGAAGAAGACAACUCUUGCGGAGGCACAAGAAAACUACAGAACUGCCGUUGAGAAUGGUUUGUUGAAGAUCUUGUCGAAGAUUGGAAUCUCAUUACUAACUUCUUAUGCUGGGGCACAGAUUUUUGAAGCUAUUGGCCUUGGUGACGAAGUCAUUGAUCGAAGUUUCAAGGGUACAACGAGUCGUAUCGGUGGACUCGACCUCGAGGAUAUUGCAUCUGAAACUAUCAUGAUGCGACCUGAGGUCGUUGGAAAGAAGCUCGUAAACUACGGAUACUACAAGCCUGUCCCAAAGCUCGGAGAAUACCAUGCCAACUCUGCCGAUCUUGCUAAACUUCUUCAUGAUGCAAUUGGCCUAGACAAGAAAGUGAGCGCCGCUAAAGGAAGAGAUGAACUUCCCAACGAUGGAGUAAAGCCGGCGAACGUUGCCAAUUAUGAAAUUUUCAAGAAGAGCCUCGAAGAAGCACCUCUUGCCAAUAUCAGGGAUCUUCUUGAUUUCGAAUCUGAUAGAGAGUCUAUUCCGAUCGACGAGGUUGAGCCUGCGUCUGAAAUUAUGCAACGUUUCUGUACUGGUGCCAUGUCCCUAGGAGCGCUCAGUCGCGAAGCUCACGAGACUUUGGCAAUUGCUGUGAACCGCAUCGGUGGAAAAUCCAAUUCUGGAGAGGGUGGGGAAGAUAUCAUUCGUGGUAAACCGAUUGCCGAUGUCGAUGAGCGAGGUAGAAGUGAAACUUUCCCCCACUUAGCAGGUUUGAAGAAGGGAGAUUCUGCUAACUCAUUCGUGCACCAAGUUGCUAGUGGACGUUUCGGAGUCACACCCGAAUUUCUUGUCACUGCCAAGCAACUCGAGAUCAAGAUGGCCCAAGGUGCUAAACCUGGUGAAGGUGGCCAACUUCCUGGUCCUAAGGUAUCCGAAUACAUCGCCGGACUGCGUGCGAGUAAGGAGGGCGUUACAUUGAUCUCUCCUCCACCUCAUCACGACAUCUACAGUAUUGAGGAUCUUGCGCAAUUGAUUCAUGAUUUGCAUGCUGUGAAUGAGUACGCCGGAGUUUCCGUGAAGCUUGUGUCAUCCAUUGGAAUCGGUACCGUCGCCUGUGGUGUAGCAAAGGCCGAUGCUGACGUCAUCCAAAUUUCUAGUGGAGACGGCGGUACAGGAGCGUCGCCUCUCUCUUCCAUCAAGCAUGCUGGAGGUCCUUGGGAACUGGGUCUCGCUGAAGCCCAUUCUGCAUUGUACGAAAACAAUCUUCGUGACCGUGUUGUAUUGCGCGUUGAUGGUGGUAUCCGAACUGGACGAGAUAUCCUAGUUGCAUCUUUGCUCGGAGCUGAACAAUAUGGUUUCGGAACAAUCGCGAUGAUCGCCGAAGGAUGUGUUAUGGCCCGAGUGUGCCAUCUCAACACCUGCCCAGUUGGAGUGACAAGCCAGAAAGAACAACUCAGGAAGAAAUUCCCUGGAACCCCUGAGCAUGUUGUGAACUUUUUCGAAUUUGUUGCAGAAGAAGUCCGUGAGCUCAUGGCCCAUCUCGGAUACAAAAAGUUGGAUGAUAUCAUUGGCCGUGCCGAUCUACUUAAAUCAAGCGAAGAGCAAAAUGGCCGAGUUGCAAAGACCAAAUCGAUCAAUGUUGACAAAUUCUUUUCUGGUAUUCCUAGUACUAAGGAUGAUCGCUCCUUCCUCAAAGCUACCAUCGAAGGUGGAGCCCAGGUGCCUAAGGAAGAAAUCGUCCACGUCAAUGGAUUCAGCUCCGAACUUGAUCGUGAACUUGUCAAGAAGCCUGAGAUCGAGAAGGUCAUCAAGGACAACUCUGGCGAAGUCGCUGUUACUGUUCCGAUCAUCAACACAGAUAGAAGUUCGGGUGCAAUGCUCGCUGGUAACAUCGCGCGUGCCCACGGUAACCGUGGCUUCAAGGGACAAAUCAACGUUCAGUUCGAAGGUAGUGCUGGACAGUCGUUUGGAGCCUUCACCUUGCCCGGUUUGAGUCUCCGUCUUGUUGGUGAGGGAAAUGAUUAUGUCGGAAAGGGUAUGCACGGUGGAGAAAUUGUCAUUGUCCCUAGUCCCGAAGCUAGCUUCGUUUCUGCCGACUCGAGUAUCAUCGGAAAUGCUUGCUUGUAUGGUGCAACUGGAGGCGACUUCCACGCUAAUGGUAGAACUGGAGAGAGAUUUUGUGUGCGAAACAGUGGAGCUUUCGCAGUAGCGGAAGGAGCUGGUGAUCACUGCUGUGAAUACAUGACAGGAGGUGUUGUAGUCAUGCUUGGAAGUGUUGGCAGAAACGUCGGAGCCGGCAUGACUGGAGGUAUUGGUUACUUUUAUGACACUGACGGUUCGUUCAACGACAAGGUGAACCACGAGAUUGUGAAAGUUCAAAGACUUGCCACCCCUGAAGGCGAAGCGCAACUUAAGCACAUGAUUGAGCGUCACUUCGAAUUGACAGGCAGCGAAAGAGCUGACGAAAUUCUCGGUAACUGGGAGGAAGAGAAGGGUAAAUUCUGGCAAAUUUAUCCUCCAUCGGAAAGCAAAACUGCUGUUGUCUCAUCCGCCGAAGAUGCUACAUCUGUUCUUAGGGUGUCUGCAUCUGCCCCAGAUGGAGAUAUGUGCUUUUUGCCUGUUGGCGCUGAAAUGUCAGCAGAGCAAACUCAACGAUGCGCAGAUUAAAAACUCUAUGAUAUGAUUUCAAUGCUACUAACAAAAUAUUUAAAAAGUC
Messenger RNA from Pseudo-nitzschia multistriata, 5521 nucleotides. The record is from the annotation of a GenBank genome assembly. NCBI's taxonomy places the organism in Eukaryota, Bacillariophyta, Bacillariophyceae, Bacillariales, Bacillariaceae.